AUGUUUACUAUAAUGGACCGCAAAGUUUACAACGCCUUCACGGCUGUCGAAGACAUCUCGCUGGCAUGGACACUGGUACAGGACGACACCGUCAAACAGUUACUCGGCAGACCCGUCAAUGUAGUUCCAUUUUUGCAACAUGCGGAAAAAUUCGAUCUUCGCUCAGUUUAUGUAAAGGAAAAACAGAACCUGGUUGACAAAAUGAUGAAAAAGCCACCAACGUACGAGUACGUAGGCAAACUUGAAGAAGUUGUGGAUCAGGGAAAAAUUAAUAUGCAAGAUAUCAAGCACAUGUCAGAGGCGCAUAGAGUUGAAGAAGAGUUUUCGAACAGCGCCCGAUAUCGGCAAACUGAUCUGGUGCAAGGACUGCGGAAAACUAUUGAUAUUGACAUGGCCGGGAUAGAGAAAUACGUCAGUCAGUUGACUGUUCCGGGGGCGCUCGGCGGCCUUUUUAUUAACAAAUUGUGGCUACCCCCUCUUCGCAAGGCAAAGAAAAUUUACAUAAUCGACGAAGUUUACUACGGAGAUCGUCUCCGAGUGACAACGUGUGUUGGUGGGAAGGAACACAGGCACGAAUUCAGCGGAAAGACUCCAUUUGCUUUCAAUAUUAUGAAAGUGAAACUGUCGACAAACGGCGCUGUUAUGGGCGGAAAGGACGUGAAACCAGCCAUCAAGCGAAAGAGAGUUCCACGUUGGCUGUGUGACAUUCCUAUGUUGGAGACCGUUGGUGAGAGCCAGGACAAUGUCACCACUGAAUAA
Messenger RNA from Saccoglossus kowalevskii, 759 nucleotides. RefSeq lists its product as uncharacterized. The record is from RefSeq and is a predicted model, not a curated record. Lineage: Eukaryota; Metazoa; Hemichordata; Enteropneusta; Harrimaniidae.